CUCGAGCGCGGCCGUUUGGUGCCGCCGCCGCGCGGGAGCAGGAGGCGAGUGGCCGAGACUGACCGCGGGGGGAGGCGAAGGAAAGGAGCCGCCGGUCCACCCCACAUCUGGAGUCGGCGGCUCUGUGUGAUCCAGCUGCCCAGAGAGAAAAUGAGUCGUCAGACUGCCACAACACUCCCUACUGGUACAUCAAAAUGCACUCCUGCCCAAAGAGUCCCAGCAUUGGCAGGAACUACAGCCUCCAAUAGUGACUUAGCAAGUCUUUUUGAGUGUCCAGUCUGCUUUGACUAUGUACUGCCACCAAUUCUUCAGUGCCAGAGUGGCCAUCUUGUCUGCAGUAACUGCCGUCCUAAGCUUACAUGUUGUCCCACUUGCCGGGGCCCAUUGGGUUCCAUUCGCAAUUUGGCGAUGGAAAAAGUGGCCAACUCUGUACUGUUUCCUUGUAAAUAUGCCUCUUCAGGUUGUGAGAUAACACUGCCACAUACAGAGAAAGCAGACCAUGAGGAACUCUGUGAGUUCAGGCCAUACUCAUGUCCUUGCCCUGGUGCUUCUUGUAAAUGGCAGGGUUCUCUGGAUGCUGUAAUGCCACAUCUGAUGCAUCAACACAAGUCCAUUACAACCUUACAGGGUGAGGACAUAGUUUUCCUGGCCACAGACAUUAACCUUCCAGGUGCAGUAGAUUGGGUUAUGAUGCAGUCAUGUUUUGGCUUUCAUUUCAUGUUGGUCUUAGAAAAACAGGAAAAGUAUGAUGGCCACCAACAAUUUUUUGCCAUAGUACAACUAAUUGGAACACGCAAGCAAGCUGAAAACUUUGCCUAUAGACUUGAACUCAAUGGCCACAGACGACGCCUGACUUGGGAAGCAACUCCUCGCUCCAUUCACGAGGGAAUUGCUACAGCAAUUAUGAACAGUGACUGUCUGGUAUUUGACACUAGCAUUGCACAGCUUUUUGCAGAAAAUGGAAACUUGGGAAUUAAUGUUACGAUCUCGAUGUGUUGAAACUGACAUUUCCAUGUUCUCUUGUCGGGGCCAGUAUAGGGGCAGUAAAUGCUGUACAAUGAACUCUUGAAUAUUGGAUGUAUUGUAUAAUGUUUGCUGCCAGGUAUUUAUCAGACUGGCUUCUUGAUUGUUCAGCAUCUGGGUCAUGGUGGUAAUGUGAAGAACUGGCUCAAUUUUAAAAAAAACACUAAUUAUAAAUGCAGUAAACCACUGAACAGAAACCCUCUUUGUGGAAGGUAAUACUAUGAACCUAAAGAAAAUGGGUGUAAAAACCAAUGCAAGUGCUACAAUCUUGUUCAUUUUGUAGUUUAAUUUUGAUUGUGUAAUGUCAGAUAAAAGGUGUUAACCAUUUAUGUUCUGAUGUCUCUUACUGACAAGCCAUUUUGGGUAGAUUAAGUUGCUGCUUUUCUCACUACAUAGAACUGCUGCUGUCUUGUACAAUUUUUUUGAGUGGCUUUUUAUGAACUUCAAUUUCCCUUUUUUUUUUGGUAAAAUCAGUAUUUUCAAAACUGUUUAAUUCAUUUAUAUCCUGUUCAGUUUACAAGCUAGAAGUUCAUACUGUAUAUUCACUUUUUAAACAUGUUUGCUUGAAGUACUACAUUCCUGUUUGUUAAAAGAAUUUGAAUGCUUUCUAAAUCCUGAAAAUGCUUCAGUUCUGGUAUCUGAUUAAAUAUUGGAUGACUAAACCAACAUUUUAAUGCACUUUCGUUAAUGGUGAUUCUACAAAAUAACUAAUUUUGAAUGCUUAAUAUCAAAGUAUCUGUGGGUUGAUCAUUCAGAUCAUAAUCUAAAACCUCAUACAGAAAGGUACUUGGCCUCUUGGUUUUUACCUCCUUCCAUUAUACUCAUCUCCAAUUGCCUCAGCUGAAGCUUCUUAUAGCCACUGGCUUUUAAGUAAAGUAAUUUCAAUCACUAAAAGAAAUGGAAGAAAAGAUUUGGAUGCCUCACUCCUGUGGAGAAGGUAGACUGCUUGAAUAAAGUGUAAACUUCAGAAGCUCUUUUCCCAGAUAUUCUAAAAAAAUCUCUGCUCUCAAACAAAUACCUACUUUAAAAUAUUUUUAGUUGGAUAUGAUGAGCUAGAUGAGCUUAGAAUUGCUAAGCCAGUCUAUUCUAUCUACUGUUUAAAAUGUAGUACUUUGCUUGAAUGCAGCAAGUUGCAUGCCUAGUGUUUUUGUACAGGAUGAUAAAUUGAAACUUCUACUUAUUCCUCUUUGAUUUAAUUUUGUGAUCAUAUUUUAAUAACUUGCAGCUACUUGCCUGAGUGGUUUUGAAACCUUGUCAUUUCACUGUGCAUGAGGUUCAGCUGUGGAUUUUCAAGCUUCUGCAAACAAGAUUAAAAAUGUUAACUAACUGUAAAUCUUUCAACUUCUCUCACUAUAUCCCAGGAAUAUGUAAAUGUGAGACCUAUUCAUAGUCUGGUUUUUUGGAAGUGCGAAGUUUUGAAUUUCUUAAAUCUUGCCUUGACAAAUGUAGCCAUGUAUUUAGUUUUUGCUUUGUUCUUUUAGAACAUUGAGGUUCCUCUGAUUUAGAUGGUCUCCUCCCUUUGGUUUUGUGUUUUUAAAGCUAAUUUAGUGGCAGUCCAAUUCUGUUUAGAAGUGAUGCAAUGUCUUCCCACUAACUAGCAGUUUUACAAUUUAAGAUAAGUGAUCCAAGACUGAAUUUCUACACCUGUAACUUAUUUUUGUGAAUUUAAGAACUGAGUUUGAGUACUAAUCCAGUGAUCUACAAUCCUGUAACACUUGUAUGUUAAGCAGGUAUUUUAAUUUUUUUUUCAAAUUUCAGUUUAAGGAAAGCAACUUCAACUCUCCAAUCACCAUUAUUUAAAGCAUUACACUGAUAUGUAUAUUAACAGUAUUUAUGUCUAAACUCUAAUAUUAGAUCUCUGCAGUUGAGUAAGUCACUAUGCAACGUGACUAAUGUUCUAGGAGUAACUGGAUUACUUUAAAUAGUCUGCACAUUAACUUCGGAGAUUACGGAGCUUGUAGCUUUUUUUAUAUACUUUAUCCCAACCAAACAAUCUUAUCAGUGUGCAUAAGAUGACCCCCUACAAUGCAUUAACAAAAUCUCAUGCUUGUGGAGAGCCAUUCACACCUGUCUGAGCAAACUGUUUAUCUAUCUUAACUAGCAUCUAGGUUCAGAUUAAAUAGUUCUAUUGAGCUUCCAGGUGACUUUUUUUUAAAAAAACUUUGUGUAACAAGGUGAGGAUUUAUUCAGGAACUUUUCCAAAGAUGCAGUACCAGUAGUAUAAAUACAGCUGCCAGAUGGCUAAAUACACAACAAUUUUCUCUCUCAUAGUAAUAGAAAGUUAUGACUGACUUAACUAUUGAAUGUGUAAUCAAACUAUUUCAAUACUUUAAAGUACACUAUGAUCUAAGCUUGUGAACAAUUUAUUUAGUUACAAUGUAAUACAAACUAAAUUUCUGCUUUCACUUUUAUGGAAGGAUCGAAACCAUAAAGAAUCUGAAUAAUUAGAUCUAGUAUUUGCAGCAGUAGCACUGGUAACUGUAAGAAAAAUCCCUUUUUUCUGUUAUGGGUGUUCUAUUGUGUGAAGUAUGUGGAAUUUAGCCACUUGAUGUACAGUAUACUACCUCUAGCUUCCAGUCACCAUACUCUCUUCUCUAAACUUGAUUUGGAAGUAAUGUGUUUUUAUCAAAGGUCUAUUUUUCAUUUUUCUCCUGUUCUGCUGUCUGAUCCUCCCUGACCUUUUAAAGUAGAUUUAUGGUAGAUCCAUUUUCUCUGCUUAAAACCAUGCUGUUGUAAAGUAAAUGCUGUGUAAGCAUUACAGUUAAUCUUUUUAUACUGUUCUGCCUGAAACUUGAUUUGUGUGUUUAUGCUUUAUUUGCAUUUUAAACUCCAAUAAAAGUUUAUCUCAAUCCAA
This is a messenger RNA of Chiloscyllium plagiosum (whitespotted bambooshark), 3877 nucleotides long. It is a transcript of the gene siah1, whose product is annotated as siah E3 ubiquitin protein ligase 1. Gene Ontology annotation, molecular function: ubiquitin conjugating enzyme binding; zinc ion binding; ubiquitin protein ligase activity. NCBI's taxonomy places the organism in Eukaryota, Metazoa, Chordata, Chondrichthyes, Orectolobiformes, Hemiscylliidae. The record is from RefSeq and is a predicted model, not a curated record. Gene Ontology annotation, biological process: proteasome-mediated ubiquitin-dependent protein catabolic process; multicellular organism development. Gene Ontology annotation, cellular component: cytoplasm.